Amphibalanus amphitrite is the source of this 1143-nucleotide messenger RNA. RefSeq lists its product as uncharacterized. The record is from RefSeq and is a predicted model, not a curated record. Lineage: Eukaryota; Metazoa; Arthropoda; Thecostraca; Balanomorpha; Balanidae. Gene Ontology annotation, molecular function: nucleic acid binding; RNA-DNA hybrid ribonuclease activity. The coding region runs from base 1 to 1143 and encodes 380 amino acids. The transcript is spliced from 2 exons.
AUGUUGGUGGCCGGAGAGAAAACCCAGCUGCUAGUACUGUCGCAGAACGCCAAGGACGCCGUCGGGUGCACCAUCAAGGUGUCAGGGAAGACGGUGCGGGCGGGCGACUCACUGGUGCUCCUCGGCAUCGAGUUCGACCGCCGACUCCAGUUCGGAGCACACUGCCGCCGUCUGAAAAGACGAGUCCGCCCCCGCGUCGCCCACCUGAGACGCCUAGCCGGCCGCAGCUGGGGGCUGGACGAACAGGCUCUAAGAACAGUCGCCAACGGAUAUGUUCGGGGGGCUCUGGAGCACGCUGCCGCUGCAUGGCUGCCCGCAACCGCGCCAUCUCACGCCGAGCUCAUUGAGCGCGAGAUGAGGGCGGCCGCGCGGAUCGUCACCGGAUGCCCCCGCUCCACGCCGACACACGCGGUGAUGGCGGAGGCGAGGCUGGCCCCCAUGGAGGAGCGGAAGAAAGUCCUCGCCGCUCGGCUACUGGGUCGUGCCCUGGCGUUACCGCCGACCGACCCCCUGCGCAGGACAGCUGAGGCCUCGGCGCCCUCGCGGCUGUCUUCUGUGCGGGGGUGGCGAACGCUGGGCCGCCAGAUGCUGGCUGAGGUGGAGGUCACCGCACCGAUCGAGCCGGUGCUGCCUCCUCGCAUCCCGCCGUGGGAGCGCGGAGGAAACGUCACCUUCUGCCUGGACGUGGGGCCACUACGAACCGGUGCGACAGAAGGAGAGAAGAUACGGGCUGCCACCCGUCAUCUUGCCGCUCUACCACAGAGAGCAACCUGGUUGUGGACGGACGGCUCCGUGGAGGGUGGCGUCAAGGACGGAGGCUCUGGAGCAGUAGUCAUCUGGUCGGACGGAGAGGAGGAAGACCUGAAGACACCGGCCGGUCGAUACUGCUCCAGCUACCGAGCAGAGAUGCUCGCCCUGGCGUCCGGGCUUGAGCACCUGCUCGACAAUCCACGAGACCGUGACAUCCCCAUCGUGAUCUGCACGGACAGUAUGGCCUCCCUGGCUACCCUCCGGGCGGGGCCCACCGCGCAGACGUCACCGCUAGGCGUCAGGAUCUGGCGGGCGUUCUCGCGGCUGUCCCGGGAGGGUCACCGCCCGAUUCACGCUCAGCGCUCACAGCGCUCUGGGCCGCCGCCGCCAUGA